AUGGAUCGACCCUAUCAGUUUUCAGAUCCGGAUCAGCGCGUUACCUCUCCGUUAGAUCGACGGCAGCAGGACGUGUACAGGCCGGCGCAAGCUCCGUCUUUCACGACGAAUGUCAACCGCGCGAAGACGAAGAAAUGGGUGGAGGCGAAGCAGGUGUCAUACGGAGGCGACGACUGGGACGACUACGACGAGGACGACGAGUAUGGCGUGUCAGCUGCGGAUGAGCUCCCCGCCGCCGCGUCGUCAUCCUCCCAUGGCAGGAACUUCACCUCGCCGGUGUCCGCGCCCUCGCAGGAGCCGCAGCUACAGCGCAGCAAUUCAUUUGAGCGUGGAGACGAGCGACGCGCAUUCUCUGCCACAAACCCGCCCGUACAAAGCCAUCCACGAUCUCCUGGCCCUCCUCUCCACGUCGAUACCACCGCCCCCGCUAAACAGGGGCAACCACUCAACAGCGCUAGCUCAUACUCUGUGAGCGAUACGAGGCAAGUGAGUGCCACCAGUUUCGCGCCAUCGACCAUAAGCGAUAGUUCGGUGAAUCCGGAGAACCGGCGUGACUUCUCGCCUUCCGCAAUGCCUCCUCCCUUAAGUGCGUCGACGGCCGCUGCCGGACCCCAGUCACCUGCAUCGCAAAACAAGGGAAAGCCCUUCAUUCGACCUUCAGACAUAUACAAGCGCAUGGAAGAGGAGCAAGAGAAAGAGCGCAGAGCGUCGAUAGAGUCUUCGCGAAGCCAGGACGCGACCAGUCCAGCACCCAAGUCGUCAGAGCCGUUCUUUCCAAGGCCAGAACCUAGACUGGAGUCUACUUAUCGCAUGGGAGCACCUCUUGAGACUGUGGCGGAGAGAAAAAGCGAGUACGGUAUGCCGGGCCUUACGACGUCUGACGACUCCAAACCGGCCUUCACCAGUUUAUCACUGCCAGAAUUCGAGUCGGGAUCGAGCUUUGGCAACUUCUGGGACAAGCCAUCGCAAGAAAGCACGACGUCUCAAAUUGCGAAGCCCGAUGAUUCGGCGCUACAUCAUCAACCAUCUGUGGGCUAUCGGUCAAUGGUCCACCAGGCAUUCGACAUGCCCGCCAAGGUGUCGAAACAGGACAGCACCCGCUCGCAAGCAGCUACAGAGUCAUCGGGCUUGUCGCGAAGCGACACGACGGGUACGUCCGACAUCAGCCCAAUCAUGAGCAGAGUUCCCAGCUCGGCAACUGCUGCCAUGAAGCAAGGAGAGCAGCGCGACACACCCCCAGUCAUCGCAGAGGAGCCAGAGAUUGACGACAGAGGUCGAGCGGCCAUUCUUGCCGAUGUGAAGCCAGGUUACCGACGGGAUCUCAACCCACCCAGCGGGACCAAGAGCCCAGCCCGAUCGCCUGCUGUGGAGGAUCAUAAGGAACUACAAGAUCCUAUGUCUGCAGAAGUUAUUAGCAACCUUGAAUCUAGCCAGGCUGCUGAUCCGUCUUUCCGUGAAGUCGAUCUAGCUGCCUCUGCAUCUGCUUCUCAAGAAAAGCCCAGCACGUUGGCAGCGCUGGAGAAGGCGGCUCAGGAAAACUUCGCCUCAAAGCAUGAAAUGCCGGCUGAAGCGAGCCCUGCAAUUUCACGUUCGGAAUCGCCUACAAAAGGUCGCGUUGCUGAUCUUGCCGGGAGGUUUAAUCAGGCGGAGUCACGCAGAAACUCCACACAAUCUGUUGACUCGUGGGAGGGCGACUCAAGGCCAUCAAGCUCCCAUGGCGGAAAAGAAGGCACACGGCCAGCCGCGGCUCGUGAAGCAAGCUUCAGACCCAAACUUCCUGGCUCAUUUGAAUCCUACAGCAGCAGUGUGCAGGCUUCUACGCCAGCAGCUGAGGACGUUUCUGCAAAAGAGACUGAUCUUGAACCUACGACCACGAAGUAUCAAGUCGAGGGUAAAGCUGUCAACCAAGGAAAGACCGCAGAAGGGCCUGUGGCUGCUCUGGCUGCUGCGGGCGCUGCUGUAGCAGCUGCUGUUUCGGGUGCGGUUGGGAGUCAAUCGGAUAACACGGAUUCUACUGCAUCUCGGCGUGAGACUGGUGAUAUUUACAAUAGACCUCUCCAUCCUGACCGCAUCGAUUCAACUUCAUCGUCAAUUGCCCCGGCGUCUCCAGCGAAGGAAAUCGUCGAACGUAUCUCAACGCCUCCGACAACUGUAAAAGACGAGCAGUCACAUGGCGACUCUGGAGAGUCGGGCGAAGACUUCGAGAGCGAUCGUCUCCGACGAGAUAUCGUUCGCACUUUGAGCCCAACGCAAGAAGAGGCACCAGCGCAGCGUGGAUUGGACGCACCAGAAAAUCGUGCACCGAAUCGAAGAAGCGAUGUCAUCUUGAGCGAGUAUGAGAGCUAUUGGGCUGGGGCUGAUGAGGAUGACGACGAGGAGCCAAAGAUGAGUGCAUCGGCGCUUCCAACAUUCGCACCCAAGCCUCUUGCACCGAAGCCGGCUACAGUGCCUGAGUCUGAAAAGGUGCUACCUGACCCUAAAGUGGCAACGACUCUCGCACCCGAGGCUGUCCCACCGCCUGCGGCCACUACUUCUGCAGCUGAAGCUCCGGUAGCAUCCUCUACACGGCCUGGCUUCUUGACACAGCGUUUUAGCUGGGAGAUGACCCCAGCAGACUCGCCUGUCAAGGAAGAAUCAGAGCAUAAGCGUUCAGCAACAGUUUCUGAAGCUGCGCCACCACCAGAGCCUCCUAAAGACAAGCUUAAACCUGAUGAUCCAUUGUCGCUGAAUCCAAAAUUGAGCAGUGAGCACCUUCAAGUUCGAAAUGCCGAGCCGGGUGAGCUUCCUAGCCCAGAGGAGAGGGGUCCCUCACUUGAUUCAAUACGGGAAUCCACCCCUCCUCCUGAGCGCUCGAAGGCAGAAGGUCCUGAAUCCCCUGUACAAACGCCAACGGUCCGCGAAACGCCUGCUGGACCGCGGCCUCCCUCGGGCCUCAAGCCUCAAGAUGGGCAGGAGGCAAGACCCCCGUCCUUCCGGGAGAUCCUGGCCAUUAAAUCCACACCAGUUCGUGUUGCAAAGUACAAUGAGACGCGACUGCAAUUUGCAACUAUGGAUACUGGUUUGGAGCAUUGGUUGAAGAGGAUGGCUGCAACUAAUCCAGAAUUUCGCAAUGUGCAGACUACCGUUUACAGGCCCGCAGUUUCUUCGAUGACAACAUCAACAAAUUCACCAUCUGGAGCACGACACAAAACUACCACCUCACUUACCAAGGUGUUUAGUAGCCAGGGAGACAGAUUCGGCGGCCCUUCGGAUUCACCACAAGAGUACCGGACAUCAGCUUCACCGAGUGAUCGUACUGCAGCGGCAGCUCUUAAAGGCAAGGACUUGCUCAACAAGGCCGGCGCACUUGGUGGAAAGGGCGUGAGCAAAGGCAUGAAAGAGGCGAAGGGAUUGUUCGCGAAGGGCAAGUCCCGAUUCAGGGGUAGUGGUUCGGAAAAGGCCCCAUUCGAGACCUCUUCCCGCCGAAGCUCCAUUGCCUCCGUUUCUUCACAAUCAAGCAUCUUCAGCCUUCCAUCGUCCCGGCGUUCUAGCUUUGAUUCCACGCCUCCAGCGAGCCGACCCGCAUCUGUAGACUUAAGCGUGGCGUCGCUCGGCCCAAAUCCUUCUCCCCAUCCAAAUUUCAAUGCCGUAAAGCUGCCGGAACCUCAAAAAUGUCUACCAGAUGAUGACAGUUUCACCCCAUGGUCCGAUGAAUGGCUGCGCGAGAAUGUGAAUUUCGACGUCAUGGCUAUAUUUUCAAGGAAGAAGAACAAAGUGGAGGAGGAAGACGAGGAGACAGCAAGGAACACCAAGCUGAAUGCGCAGAUGUCGGGACUGCCAGUAGCAAAUGGACAACAGCCCGUGGGUAAGAUUGGGGACCUCCCUUCGCCUGCACUACCUAGCUUUCAUUUCGAAAGGUCGCGGCCCUCGUCUAGUAACGGCUCAGACGUCGUGAAAAGGGGAAUAAUGAAGAACCCGAAUGGUUCUUUCACAGCACUGGCGUCGCAAACUCCACAGCAAGGCGUGUCGUCUUCAUUGACGAUCAAUAAACCCACUGGCAAAGCAGAAGACCGCAACAGCGAUACGAGAAUAGUUAGCAUGCUUGGACCUGCAGAUGGUAAUCAACGUGACAUUGGGGAUGAUCCCCCUUCUCCUGUCUCACCUGUGGAUGAGGAUGAGAAGUUCACAGGAGCAAAUUCGAAUGGAAGGCCAAGUGCAUUAAAAGUCCCAAGCGCUCAGACAAGCGUACAAGGCACUUCGUCUCCAGGUGCAACUCAAUCACCAGCUUCAGGAUCGCCUAUGCUUCGAGCAACCAGUGCCGUAGGUAUGAUGGAUGUCGGGUCGAGUCCUCGCGUAUCUUUUGCGGUCAGCGAGCCCAAGGGCAAAGAAAAAGCUACCGACGGGUCAUCUACCCCUAUUCUGGGAACUGCGCGCCACAUUCGCUUCGACUCGACUACGUUCCAUCCAAAGGCGAAGGAGAUCAAACUGCACAAGCAGAAAGGGGGCGAAGACAAGAAGCAGCAAGGGAAUGGUCCAGAGGGGAACCACAGUCCUCCGCUCAGGGUCGGCGCGGCUCACCAUGGAAAUUUCCAGCAAGCCGUAAAGGAGUCGCAAAGACCAGGCGUGCGACCCGCACCUCAGAAACGUGCGAAUCCAGAGAGUGGCGCGCUUACGAGCUUGCAUCGGGCGGACUCGCAGUACGAUCGGAUGGCGGCGAUUGCAAAUGCACAUCGCAUGAUGAGAGAGCAAUUCGAUGACAUUAAUGAUUUGAGUCUGGCGCCGCCUGAUCUGAUGGCCCGCGAGACGGCUGCAAGAAUGCGUGCCAGGCAGGAGGAGCUCGAGAGGAUGGCGACCAUGACGAGUGGCGGCGUUGUGGGUGGACCUACUCCUCCUCUUUCAGAGUCUAGACCACAAUCUAGAAGUGGAGGGAGGACCCAGAUCAGCGGUACCGCGAUCAAUGCUGAACGAUCCGAGUCAAGAGAACCGCGACCUCUGACCGUUGGACAACCUGGCAAUUCCAGAGAUUCAAGCGCUGGUAGCAGGUCCACAAGUAUGCCGCGGCUGCCUCCGACUGGAGGACCGAGGGCAAAUAGCAUCCCUCGACCUGAGAGUAUAGUCGGAAUGCCCGGCCAUAAGGAAGCACGGCGUCGAAGUCUUACAAACAGUCGCCCGGGCACGAGCGAAGGGCCGUAUUCAGUCUCACUCGAUACUUCUGUUCCUUUAUUGACAAUCUCCAAAGGCCAGUCACCAGCGACUCCUGUAGUACGUUUGAACCAUGGGUCCGCAUCUCCAGCUACGCCUUCAAGUCUAGGCGCGUUGCCCUCACAAAUGAAUCGGCCCGUCUCGCAGGUUGCGACUUUUGUGUCGCCAGACUUAUCUCCGGACUCACGACUCAGUGUCGGGCCGGAACUGAUGCCGCAGAAUACGCGGCAGUCAAAGUCGCCGUCCUCAAGCACGCCUUCAAUGAUGGCCAACAAGCCCGAAUCCGUGUCUACUUCGCAGCAGCAGCAGUUGACUUCAGCAAAGAACCACAGUCUAGAUGCACGGCCAUCCGUUGGAGGCAGGUCGGAGCAUAGUGUAUCCUCACUGGACGCUACUGAUCAUUCUGAGAAUGCCAGCCCCAUAACGGCAAAACGUGCGGUCAGUCCUAUCGGCAAAAAUUUCGAGACACGGCAGUAUUCCCCCCCUGAUCCCAAAAAGGAACGGCCUAUGAGUUUCAUCCCGUUGGAGAGGGACGCUCGCGGGCUGCCCGUUUCAGAGAUCAUCAGCACCGCUAAGCACCCCAUUGAUGUAACAACCCCUGAGGAUGAGGAAGUAAAAACAGCGCCCAAUGCUGUGCCUGGGCCUGAGAGGGAUCCGAAUCUUCAUCUACAAGAGCAGCCACAGAAGCAGCGACCAUCGUCUCUCCAACGUUCGAGUCUUCUCUCCGCGCCUUCAGACCAAGACGACGACCUGUACAAGCCACCGACCCCGAGGCGAGAAUCUAAUCAGACGACUGAAGCAAAUGGGACAUCGGCGUCCACAUCACCAGCGAAGCCGGCUACGCCGGAAGAAACUUCCACUGCCCCCUUACAUUCAAAUCCGGUAAAACAUAGAUCAAUACAACUCUAUGAUAGGCCUUUUUCCAGGGACGGAACUUCUCCCGAACUUAGCGUCUCAACGGCCGUGCCAGAUGCAAACCCGAUUGAACAUCUACAAACUCCAAUUUCGCCAGCUUCGAAGAAAGGACUCCUCUCUAAGUUCAUGAGUAAGCCACAAGCGGCCGUUUUAGCUGACGCAAGUGCGCAUUCUCAGCAGUCGUCGCGCGAUACCACAAACUCUUCAGGUGAUCAAAGACUGUCCUCUAUGACCUCUACAACCGCUAGCGUAGAUGGUGAAGGUAGAGACAAACAGCGAAGGCGAGGAUCUGGUUUAUUUUCACUGAGACGAUCCUCAAGUACGGAACCAGUCUCGUCACACGAGCCUGAUGAUACCUUCAUACCCCCCCACAACCAAGUUAGGCUCAACUCCAAAAAUGUAGCCCCUCCUCCCACAAAGUCAAAGCCGCAACGGUCGGCUACAACAAAUGUGGACGUACCUGGCAAGAAGCGACGUGGUACUCUCGGCAGCAUAUUCGCUCGUGGGUCAUCGUCUACCACCUCAACGCAGACUCCCAAGAAACAGAGCGCAAAGAUGACCGUAUUUCAUCGCGUCCCAGACAAUCCCAAUCCGAGUGCUUGGGAAUCUCAUCAGGAGCGGCGAUUUUCAGGGCCUCGAGGGGCGGAUUCAGGAAAGCCACCAGUUAACGAUCCACUACACCCAACACAAGGCAGCAGGCCAACCAGUCGAGGUGGACGGCCACCGAGUUUCGUGCACAGCCCCGGAGCCAUUGGGAUGGCCGCUAUCGCUGCACAGCAAGAUGCACAGAUUACAACAACGAUCUCAAGUACGCACCAGCGCAAAGAACGACGCUCAAUGUCACUGACAGGCGGUGGCUUUUUCGGAAAGAGGCGAUCAGACUCAUCCCCAUCUGGACAUAACCGUAACCGUAGCAAUAGCGCGGAGUCGCAAUCACAGACGAAACUAAAGAAAGGCCGUAAGGGUAAUAUGGGGAGCAUCUCUGAAACAACGCAUCAAGAAAGGCCAUGGGCAAUUACUCUUCCCGGUGCUGAGGACCAUGACGAUGAGGAGUCAAAGGAGAUCGAAAGGCGAGAGAUCAUGCAUGCGUCCUCAGCUCGUUGGCAAAGAGGUGCUGAUGGGCAGAUGCACGCUCAGCAGGAUCAGUCUCCAGCAAGCCUGACGGGCUCUACUCCUAUCAGCCCACAAACAUAUCCUUUCCCUUCACAGGGGGCCCACAACCAGAUUUUCUCAUAUUUGCCAAGUGGCGCACCGUCGCAUACAUCUUCAAGAGUGCAAGAUCAAGCCCAGCGAGGUGAAGAGUUUUCCGGCCCGCAUCCUGCCGUGUCUCCGCCGCUACAACAUGUACGACGGCUGAAUAACUACAUCGACCCGGAGAAAGCGGAGAUUUAUCAGCCCUCCGCGCCGUCCCAACCAAUCAUUCCUCCUUUGCUGCAAGACGAUGUUCCUCUCGCACAGCCUAAGCCACGUCGAGCGAGCGUGCAAGGAAACGUCAACGAUCCAAGAAUGGAUCCAAGCUAUCGUUCGACAGGUGCAUCUCGUUCAACGACUUCAAUUGCCACGGCGUCAUCAUCCCCGCGUGUCGUAGACAAUACUGAUUCGACAAGGUCCCCUUACUCAAAUAUGGAAUCUCGUGGUGGACCUGCACAACAUUCGCAAGGCUCUCUCUCUAGACCUGUAAUGAAUGGCCGAGGAGGUGAUGGAUCCUCCAGUGUUCACCCUGACAACGGCGAUAGUCCAGACGAACGUCCGCCUGUUCCGAUGAAGGAUACAAUAUCUUUGGCACAACGUGGUCCACCACGCGGAAAUGCAGACGUUGGUAGCGGAUCGCCCGCUCCUACCACUUUCAUUGCUGCCCUGGAAGAAGAGAGACGCAAACACGGCGAACACGCUGCAAUGGGCUACUCGGGCAGCAAGGCGAAGCGUGAACGGGCAGGAUUAACGGUCAACGUCCCUGUGACCAGCGGGGCGCCGCCACCUCAAGUCGGCAUCUUCUCGGAUACAGCGGCUGCUAUGGCGAGCACGACGGCCAGCGCUAACCGCAGAAGAGCCAAUGACGACAGCGACGAUGACGUGCCUGUCAUGAAAGCGACAAGUUUCCCUGGAGACGAAUGGGUUCCGGAAUUUUAUUAUGAAUAAGCAUUUUCCACAUUGCUGUUUUACCGUAUAAGAUUUUGUAAUUAGAAAAGCAUUUCGUGUUUGUGUCUAGCGAGGAGUUGUCGUUGGUCUAGUAAUAACAAACCGCAAAGGUGCC
Molecule: messenger RNA, 8350 nt
Organism: Verruconis gallopava
Lineage: Eukaryota; Fungi; Ascomycota; Dothideomycetes; Venturiales; Sympoventuriaceae
Exons: 3
Coding region: 1-8235 (2744 amino acids)
Source: RefSeq, a predicted model, not a curated record